UCUCUCUUUUUUUCUCCACCAUGCCACAGGCUCUGAAAAUACUUCAUCAGAAAUUUCAGACCGGACAGACUCAUAGUGGCUUCUGAGCCAGUGAGACCGAGGCUGCCAAAGCAUGCUGGUGCCAAACUGUCGGAUGAUGCACGUAGCCAGGCCAGUCGUGGUGCUCCUGUGCUUUCUGCUUUCUGCUGAUGCUGAAACACCGCCAAAAUUUACAAGAACUCCCGUUGAUCAGACAGGGGUCUCUGGAGGCGUCGCAUCAUUCAUCUGCCAAGCUACAGGAGACCCAAGACCUAAAAUUGUCUGGAAUAAAAAGGGCAAGAAAGUCAGCAAUCAGAGAUUUGAGGUAAUAGAAUUUGAUGAUGGAUCUGGAUCGGUUCUCAGAAUACAGCCUCUGCGGACUCCACGGGACGAAGCUAUUUAUGAAUGUGUUGCUUCCAAUAAUGUUGGAGAAAUAAGUGUGUCCACUAGACUCACUGUUUUACGUGAGGAUCAAAUUCCUCGUGGUUUUCCCACCAUUGAUAUGGGCCCCCAGUUGAAGGUGGUUGAACGCACUCGCACAGCCACUAUGUUAUGUGCAGCCAGCGGCAAUCCUGAUCCUGAAAUAACUUGGUUUAAAGACUUUUUACCCGUUGACACAAGCAACAACAACGGACGUAUCAAACAAUUACGAUCAGGUGGUACACCAAUAAGAGGUGCCCUCCAAAUCGAACUGAGCGAAGAGUCUGACCAAGGCAAAUAUGAGUGUGUUGCAACCAACAGUGCGGGUACACGCUAUUCUGCCCCUGCCAAUCUAUAUGUCAGAGAGCUGCGAGAAGUUCGCCGGGUCCCACCAAGGUUCUCUAUCCCACCGACUAAUCACGAGAUCAUGCCAGGAGGGAGUGUUAACAUCACUUGUGUUGCCGUGGGGUCACCAAUGCCCUAUGUGAAAUGGAUGCUAGGGGCUGAAGAUCUGACGCCCGAAGAUGAUAUGCCAAUAGGCAGGAAUGUCCUUGAGCUUAAUGAUGUCAGGCAGUCUGCAAAUUACACUUGUGUUGCUAUGUCCACCCUGGGUGUUAUAGAAGCAAUAGCACAGAUAACUGUCAAAGCCUUACCCAAACCUCCGGGAACUCCUGUGGUGACAGAAAGCACAGCAACAAGCAUAACAUUGACUUGGGAUUCCGGGAACCCCGAGCCAGUCUCAUACUACAUAAUCCAGCAUAAACCUAAAAAUUCUGAGGAACUGUAUAAAGAAAUUGAUGGUGUGGCUACAACACGGUAUAGUGUUGCAGGUCUAAGCCCAUAUUCAGAAUAUGAAUUCAAGGUAGUUGCUGUUAAUAAUAUUGGACGGGGCCCACCCAGUGAACCAGUGUCAACAAGGACCUCAGAACAAGCACCAUCUAGUGCACCUCGCAGUGUACAGGCUCGUAUGUUGAGCUCAACUACAAUUUUGGUACAAUGGGAAGAACCCGAGGAACCAAAUGGCCAAAUUCAAGGAUACAGAGUUUAUUACACCAUGGACCCCACCCAACAUGUUAAUAACUGGAUGAAACACAAUGUGGCUGACAGCCAUAUCACCACUAUUGGAAAUUUAGUACCACAGAAAACAUACUCUGUGAAGGUUCUUGCUUUUACUUCUGUCGGGGAUGGACCCCUUUCUACUGACAUUCAAGUCAUCACUCAGACAGGAGUGCCAGGUCAACCGCUGAACUUCAAAGCAGAACCUGAAUCUGAAACAAGCAUAUUACUUUCUUGGACCCCUCCCCGCUCUGACACCAUUUCCAGCUAUGAACUGGUUUACAAAGAUGGGGACCAGGGUGAAGAGCAACGUGUUUCGGUUGAGCCAACAACAUCUUACCGCCUGCAAAGCCUGAAGCCAAACAGCUUGUAUUACUUCCGUCUGGCUGCCCGCUCUCCACAAGGCCUGGGUGCUUCAACUGCAGAAAUCUCAGCAAGAACCAUGCAGUCAAAGCCAUCAGCUCCUCCUCAAGACAUUAGUUGCACCAGCCCCAGCUCCACUAGCAUUUUGGUAAGUUGGCAACCUCCACCGGUGGAAAAACAGAAUGGCAUUAUCACAGAAUAUUCAAUCAAGUACAUUGGGAUUGAUGGGGAAGAUGACAAGCCCCAUGCAAUUUUGGGAAUUGCUUCAGACACUACCCAGUACCUUUUGGAAAACUUGGAAAAAUGGACUGAAUACCGGAUCUCUGUGACAGCCCACACUGAUGUCGGACCUGGCCCAGAGAGCUUAUCAGUAUUGAUUCGCACAGAUGAAGAUGUUCCUAGUGGUCCUCCUCGCAAAGUCGAGGUAGAGGCUGUCAACUCUACAUCUGUUAAAGUGUCAUGGCGCUCACCUGUACCCAAUAAGCAGCAUGGUCAGAUCCGAGGAUACCAGGUUCAUUAUGUGAGGAUGGAAAAUGGAGAGCCAAGGGGUCAACCCAUGCUGAAGGAUGUCAUGCUGGCUGAUGCACAGUGGGAAUAUGAUGAUACUGCUGAACAUGAAAUGGUCAUUUCUGGACUACAGCCUGAAACUACAUACUCCCUCACUGUGACAGCCUAUACAACAAAAGGAGACGGAGCACGUAGCAAGCCUAAACUAGUGUCUACUACUGGUGCAGUUCCAGGGAAACCUCGGCUUGUGAUAAGCCACACACAGAUGAACACGGCUCUUAUUCAGUGGCACCCUCCUGUCGAUACCUUUGGCCCCCUGCAGGGUUACCGCCUGAAGUUUGGCCGCAAAGACUUGGAUAUGUUUACGACGCUGGAGUUCUCAGAGAAAGAAGACCACUUCACAGCUACAGAUAUUCACAAAGGAGCUUCUUAUCUCUUCAGGCUUUCUGCUAGAAAUAAAGUGGGUUACGGGGAGGAGAUGGUAAAAGAGAUUUCUGUUCCUGAAGAGGUACCCAGUGGAUUCCCUCAGAGCCUCCAUUCAGAAAGCUCCACCUCUACGUCGGUCCAAUUAACUUGGCAGCCACCAGUCUUAGCCGAACGAAAUGGCAUUAUCACCAAAUACACCCUGCUAUACAGAAAUAUCAAUGUUGCACACCACCCAAUUGAGCUCCCCAUUGUUCCCGCCGAUACCACUAUGACACUUUCUGGCUUAAAACCAGAUACUACAUAUGAUGUAAAAGUACGUGCCCACACGAGCAAAGGGCCCGGUCCAUAUAGUCCAAGUGUCCAGUUCAGGACACUGCCUGUGGAUCAAGCAGUGUUCGCAAAAAAUUUUCAUGUAAAAGCAGUAAUGAAGACGUCCGUGUUGCUAUCUUGGGAGAUUCCAGAGAAUUACAAUUCUGCCAUGCCUUUCAAAAUCCUUUACGAUGAUGGGAAAAUGGUCGUUGAGGUGGAUGGUCGAGCCACUCAGAAACUUAUAACUAAUUUGAAGCCAGAAACAUCAUAUUCCUUUGUUCUGACGAAUAGGGGAAACAGUGCUGGAGGUCUUCAGCAUAGGGUUACAGCAAAGACUGCACCAGAUGUACUGCGCACCAAGCCAGUCUUCAUUGGGAAGACCAAUUUAGAUGGGAUGAUAACUGUGGAACUUCCUGAAGUACCUGCAAAUGAGAAUAUAAAAGGUUAUUAUAUAGUAAUUGUGCCUUUGAAGAAGUCUCAUGGAAAGUUUAUCAAGCCAUGGGAAAGUCCAGAUGAAAUGGAAUUAGAUGAGAUGCUGGUAUGUAUUGAAGAAGGGGGAGAGAGAGAGAAACAGCAGUGUUCCCAAGAAGUUGAAUUAAAGCCAUACAUUGCAGCUCACUUUGAAGUUCUACCUACUGAGUUCACCCUGGGGGAUAAAAAGCAGUAUGGUGGUUUUGAGAAUAAGCAACUCCAAAGCGGUCAAGAAUAUGUCUUCUUUGUUUUGGCUGUAAUGGAGCACUCUGAAUCUACCAUGUAUGCAACCAGCCCAUAUUCGGAUCCUGUUGUGUCAAUGGAUCUUGAUCCUCAGCCAAUUACAGAUGAAGAAGAAGGCUUGAUUUGGGUUGUAGGACCAGUUCUCGCAGUGGUGUUUAUCAUCUGUAUUGUUAUAGCUAUCCUUCUUUAUAAAAGUAAACCUGACAGGAAGAGGGCUGAGUCCGACUCUAGAAAAAGCAGUAUACCUAACAGCAAGGAAAUUCCUUCUCAUCAUCCCACAGAUCCAGUGGAGCUGCGACGCCUUAAUUUUCAAACUCCAGGAUCAGGAAUCCCUUCAUGUCCUGCUUUGAGUAGCAUGGCUAGCCAUCCUCCAAUACCUAUCUUGGAACUUGCAGAUCACAUUGAAAGAUUGAAAGCUAAUGACAAUUUGAAGUUCUCACAAGAAUAUGAGUCAAUUGACCCUGGCCAGCAGUUCACGUGGGAGCAUUCUAACCUGGAAGUAAACAAACCAAAGAAUAGAUAUGCGAAUGUAAUUGCAUAUGACCAUUCUCGUGUUCUACUUUCAGCAAUAGAAGGCAUACCUGGAAGUGACUAUGUCAAUGCCAACUACAUAGAUGGAUACAGAAAGCAGAAUGCUUACAUUGCAACUCAAGGGGCUCUCCCAGAAACCUUUGGAGAUUUCUGGAGAAUGAUGUGGGAGCAACGGGGUGCAACUGUGGUCAUGAUGACAAAACUGGAGGAGAGGUCCAGGGUGAAGUGUGAUCAGUAUUGGCCAAGCAGAGGGACAGAGACUUAUGGGCUGAUCCAAGUGACUCUGCUAGACACUGUGGAAUUGGCAACAUACUGUGUUCGAACAUUUGCACUUUACAAGAAUGGUUCAAGUGAGAAAAGAGAAGUACGACAGUUCCAGUUCACUGCCUGGCCUGACCAUGGAGUUCCAGAACAUCCGACACCCUUCCUAGCUUUCCUACGACGAGUCAAAACUUGUAAUCCUCCUGAUGCCGGCCCUAUGGUUGUACAUUGCAGUGCUGGAGUCGGCAGGACUGGCUGCUUCAUUGUAAUAGAUGCCAUGUUAGAGAGAAUAAAGCAUGAAAAGACUGUAGAUAUUUACGGCCACGUAACUCUAAUGAGAGCCCAGAGGAAUUACAUGGUUCAGACGGAGGACCAAUACAUCUUUAUCCAUGAUGCACUGCUGGAAGCAGUGACAUGUGGAAAUACCGAAGUGCCAGCCAGAAAUCUGUAUGCAUAUAUUCAGAAGCUGACACAGAUAGAAACAGGAGAGAAUGUCACAGGAAUGGAACUGGAAUUUAAGCGUCUAGCUAGCUCUAAAGCUCAUACUUCAAGAUUCAUCAGUGCCAAUCUUCCAUGUAAUAAAUUCAAAAAUCGCCUUGUUAAUAUUAUGCCAUAUGAAUCAACGAGGGUAUGUUUGCAGCCAAUCCGAGGAGUAGAAGGCUCUGAUUAUAUCAAUGCCAGUUUUAUUGAUGGAUACAGGCAACAAAAAGCCUACAUAGCUACACAGGGACCUUUGGCAGAGACAACUGAAGAUUUCUGGAGGAUGCUCUGGGAGCAUAACUCCACAAUCGUAGUCAUGCUUACUAAACUGCGAGAAAUGGGCAGAGAAAAAUGCCACCAGUAUUGGCCAGCAGAGCGUUCAGCCAGAUAUCAGUAUUUUGUGGUAGACCCCAUGGCAGAGUACAACAUGCCACAGUAUAUCCUAAGGGAAUUCAAGGUCACGGAUGCCAGGGACGGCCAGUCCCGAACAGUGAGGCAAUUCCAGUUCACUGACUGGCCAGAACAAGGAGUGCCAAAGUCGGGAGAAGGAUUUAUUGACUUCAUAGGCCAAGUUCAUAAAACAAAAGAGCAGUUUGGUCAGGAUGGACCGAUCUCUGUUCAUUGUAGUGCGGGUGUUGGGAGAACUGGAGUAUUCAUAACCCUGAGCAUCGUGUUGGAAAGAAUGAGAUAUGAAGGUGUUGUAGAUAUCUUCCAGACAGUCAAAAUGUUAAGGACACAACGGCCAGCCAUGGUACAGACAGAGGAUCAAUACCAGUUUGGCUAUCGAGCUGCGCUGGAAUACUUGGGCAGCUUCGAUCACUAUGCAACGUAAACCCCCCCUGACCCAUCCUGGAUUUUUACUGCAGGCCCUUUAAGAUCCAGAGAGCCUCUUCUGAGCCAUACAGUGUGCUUGAGAAGUACUUCUUAACUCCUAGCUAAAGACCAAUUAGUGGGAAUAUGAAAAAAAAACACACACACAAACCCCAAGAACUAUUCCAGAUGGACCAAGAAUUCACAGUUUAAUAACCUAACCUGAAAUAUAAUAAAAGAAUCCUGACUGGUGAGGCGUCUGAAGGAUCUCAUUUACAGAUACCUCAAGGAUUCAACUUUGGUUGAAAUUAAAGGGAAGAGGAGAUUAUUGCAAAGAACCAUCAUCUUGUUCAGGAUUGCAUGAUUGUUGCAAAGAUGAAUGUUGAGAGUACUGCAAUUCAGUCCAAGAUGUUUGUUAAAAGGCCGGCAGCUGGCUUCUUAAAACAAAAUGGACUCUUUGCUUCAACAUCACCCCUUCCCACCAUAAUGCUCAUAAUAACACUUUAAGGGAAUUGGGGGAAUGUUUAAAAAGAAAGUCCUUGAUUUAGUUUUUUAGUAUUGUAAAGAUACUGCUGACCUGUGCUUCAUUUUUAACCGUGUAAACUUUUUUCCUUUUUUUAAUAAGAGUUUAUCAUUUGAUGAAGUGAAUUUAAAAAAGGUUGCAUAACUGUUCAUUUUUUGUUUCAGAAUUGUAGGGUUUUUUUAAGCUGUGGAACUGUUACCUGUAAUAUCUUGCUGUAGAAAUGUUAAAUAAUUUGAAAAUUUGCACAUUUUUGUGCAGUCCUAUAUUUAUCUACAGUACCACAUUCUUCUUAGAUAUUACAGUUUGGUUUAUUUUUUUUAAAGAAAUACUAAAUCAGUUAAUCAAAGUGGGGCUUUUUUGGUUUCUUUUGGAAUCAACAGGGAGGCGCAAAGUAUAAAGCUGCUGCUAAUUCACACACACACACGUGUGUGCACACUUUCUUUAUAACUGUCUAGCUAUAUCUAUCUAUCUGUAUAUCUUCAGGGAUACAGACAGAUAGAUAUAUACACACAUAAAUAUAUAUAUAGAUGCAUCAGUUCUUCCAUGACUUGGAUUUAUUGAAGUGGUGAGAGAGUUUUCCAGAAUACUACAUUCAACCCAUGUGGUACUUUUCAAACAUCUUUGCAUUUCCAAGCUCCAUAGCUUUUUGGUUAGAAGGGAAUGAGGAAUGCACAUCAGUGAUAUUUGAACCUCACCCCAACUGGGAAAAAAAUAUUGUUUAUAUACACAAAGACACACACACACACACACACACGUUAUGUGGUUGAAGCUUCAAAUGAAGUUCAGUAUUUGUAACACUAUAGUGCAAUAAUAAACCAUAUUAUUAAGUAUAGGAGGUGUGCAUGUGGGGAAGGUCAGUGCAUAUCCCUUUAGGAGGGGAGAAUGUUGUAAUAUACUAGCUAUCAAGAUGUUUAAAACGUGUAUUCAGUCAUAUAUUGUCUAUGGUAUGUGCUAAGAAAUUUGCAUUUAUGAUGUGUAACAGAGCAAAGCCAAACUCAUGUUGCUCUGUUAAUAAAUCAGAAAUAUUUUGUGGCAUACAGCAUCAUUUAGAGAUGCUGUUUUUUAUUUUUAUUUCACAUUUUAGAGUGCCUUAUAUUGAUGCCUAUUUUGAUAGCAUUUCUUUAAGUUUUCUUUUGUCUGUAUUUCCAUUAGUUAAUUCAUAUCUUUGUUACUCUUUUCCGUUAAAGCACAUGUACAAAACACUUUGAAUAAUAUGCAUUCCUGGUUUUUAACCAAAUAUGGGAUGUUAAUAAAUACAAGCCCAGAACACUUGGGUAGUCAGGGCCCUUUAUCUUUUCAUAACUCCAACAGACAUACCACAAUUUUAAAGUUCCUUCCAAAUUGGCUCUCAUAAACCACAGUGUUGAUGAUUACGGUAUUGUCAUUGCAGAGAUGUAGGACUGCAAUCGUAGUAAGUAAUAGUUGUUGUUAGCAGUACUCAUGCAUCAUUCCUUUAAUUUAGGGCCAACUCCUGCUUGCAAUACACGUGGCUCACUGAAUGGGCUCACUGAAAUCAAAUUAUCAGUCGCAAUGGGACUAUUAGUAUGAAUAAGGCAAGCAGGAUUUAGCCCUCGGAGUAUGUUUUAAAAGGUUUUGCUUUCCAUUUGAGAAAAAAAUUCUUUAAACAGUAUAAAAUAUUUUCUGAGAUUCUACAGGAAGCCAUUUACAAUGGCCCGGGUCUCUAUCAUGCCUUGUACCAUGUUAGCACAAAAAUUGAAGGAACUCUUUCUUUCAGGUGUCAGAUAAGUAUCAUCCAUAUAGUUCAGCUAUGUUGAUGUAACAGACAGGAUUUUUUUUCCUUCCAUAUUUCCCAUCGUUAAUAGAAAGAAAUGUAUGAAAGACCAAACACUAGCAAGCAUUGUAUUUGAGCACUUUUGUAAAAAAAACAAACAAACAAAACAAAACAAAAACAAAUAUAAAUAUAUAUAUAUAUAUAAUAAUAAAAGUAUUAUAGAAGGCUACCUCAAGAAUGAGAUUCUAUAACUUAUAUCAGAACCAGAGAAGAAUGUGCACUAUGUUUCUUUUUUCUUCUUCUUCUUCUUUUUUGAUUUGUAUCUUUUGAAGAAUUAUUAAAGUGCCAGAUUACGUAGUGCAGUUGUGUUCUUUUAGCCAAAUAUAGUCAGACAUUCACACCAUUUUAGAAGCAUAGACUAGAGAGGGCUGUUGCACACCAGAGCUGUUAACAGGUCAGAGUUUUCUUUCCACUGAAACUUUUGAAAAUUCUAAAGAAAAUGGGGGGAAAAACUGAAAUAAAUAGCGAGUGAGGGAAAGUAUUGUAGGGCAAAUGAGAUUGCGAAUAUUCCAAUAAUCUUGCUAUUCAGGAGUUGUUUCUAAAGAUAACUCUGUUAGCAUCAUUGAUGUGCAUUCCACUUUCUGUACACUAAUGUAUAGUCAUUCUAUAGUUAGUUUAAAGAAAAAGCAUCUUUCAUUUUCCAUAAUCUUCCAAGCUUAGAAUUGGUUUCAUCAGCAUAACCAGUACGGUGCUAUUAUUUACCUAUGUAUGUGUAGUUAUGUAUAAUUUUGUAAUUAGUUACAAUGGAAAAAACUCAAAAUAUAUAAAAAUGAUUUGUACAGAACUUUAUUUUAGCUCUUUUUUUUAAAAUGAUUUGCAUGGUUAGACAAUGGAGAGGCUGGCUGGGGGAAGGGAGGGCCCUCUAGGGAGAUCUGCACUUUCUAUACCUUUGUACUAUGCACUGCCCUAUUGAUUCUACACCCAAUAAUGUUAUUACUUGAACCCAUCUGUAAGAAACUGCUUAUGAAAAUCCACUUGUGUGUAUGUAAAUAACACAGAACAUGUAAAAAUGGAGGGGGGGAAGAAUGUUUGCAACAACAAAAAAUGCAACUGCUUUUUUCCCUUUUAUUCUUCUUUCCAUCUUUUUUUUGUGUUUUUUUUUUGUUUGUUUUGGUCGAUUGGGUUUUUUUUGUUUGUUUGUUUGUUGGGGUUCUCUGAUACUCCAGCAGAUAUCAGAAGGCUGCAAGUCCCGUCAUCCCCAUCUGUUACGUGGCUUUGCCAUCCAAGCUUGGAGUGUCUUUACAAAGAUAAUAAAAGUUGUGUUCUUUGCUCUCGUUUUGGAUGCAUAGACUGAAAAAUUUAAAAAAAAAUUACCUUGUAAAAUGGCUUGUUAAAAAAAUACAAUUACCUCUAAUUAGUAGUACGCGUAAAUGUUUUACAGAAUGAAAGGCGUGCUUUUUAUUUUCUUACUUCGUUACAUUGGUGGCGAAAGAAAGUCUGUAUGAAAAUCAGUUCUUUGCUGACACAAGUUCCAUUUGUUACAAAUGAAUUCUAAUAAAAAUGUCAGUGUUAUGCAGC
Pelodiscus sinensis (Chinese soft-shelled turtle) is the source of this 9728-nucleotide messenger RNA. The record is from RefSeq and is a predicted model, not a curated record. NCBI's taxonomy places the organism in Eukaryota, Metazoa, Chordata, Testudines, Trionychidae.